AUGGCUAAAUUCUUUGAUAAUGUACCUGUACAUGAAAUAAUCAUCAAAGGUCUAGAAACUCAUCCAAUAGAAGACAGAGAAUAACUUGAAGAAGUGAAGAUUGAACUUGUGAAUGGAGAAGUCAAGUCGCUUACUGGUUAUGGCAAAUCUUAUAUUGGCAACAAAGUUCAAUCAUUUACUUUUAAAUAACACAUAUUAGAAGUCUUAUCGUUUCUAUGGAGAUUUGAAAUCCUGAUGAUUAUGGUCUACAUCAUUAUUAGUUGGGUUCUUUAGGAUGAUGCAGCUAGCAAUUUGGUUGUUUUAUUUUAAAGCAUAGUUUUGCUUUUAGAUUACACUCUCUAUGUGACAAAAUGCUUUCUUAAAUUUCGUAAUUUUAGAAUAGUCGAAUCCUAAUUGAAUGAAUAGAGAUAUAGUAUAUUGGAGAACUUUAUUCAUUCCAAAGAACCUUUGGCAUCAGAUUCAUCCGAGGAUAUAAAUACUUAUUUCUAUCCACAAAAAUAAGUAUUAAGAGAAUAGAUUAAAGUUGGUGACAUUGUUAUCCUAUAAAAAACACAUGAAUGCCCUGCAGAUGUAUUGCUUUUAGAAUCAAGUCAUCCAGUUGUAUAAAUAGAUUAAAAUGAAUUUGGUAUUUCAACACCUAAAAUAACCAUUCCUUGUUAAUCCACUUUCAUCUAACCAAAAUCAGACACAAAAGGGUUGUUAGUUGAAUUCAAGUUAACAUUAAAUGGGCAAAUUUAGUAUUCCUACUCUUUUGGCAAGAAAUCCAGUUUGAUGGGAAUGAUAAAAUUAAAAAAUGAUCCAAAAGUGUUUAAAUUCAAUCAGGAUAACAUUAUUUUUAGUGGAGAGAAGCUUUUAAAUACAGAUUGGGCAUUGGGAAUAGUAUUAGUGGCUGGCAAUAAUUGUUUACGCAUUUAUAAGCCAAUCAAACACAAACGAUAGAAGUCAUUAUUUUUUAUUGGCAUGAUUGUUCUUGGAUAUGUUAUUAGUUUGCUUGGUAAUCUGAUUUAUAAAUCGAGUUAUGGGAUUCACUUAUGUUUCAAUUCUAUGUUAAUUCCAUUAUAUUCCAUAUUCUAUAAAGAAUUUGUUUAGAUUUUUAAUUACAUCAAACAGCCGAGCAUUCAAAAGAAGGUUAAGCCAAUUAAUGCCAUUGAAUAAGGAAAUAAUUAAGGGAAGGAUAUCGUCUAAGAUGAUAAACAUAUUUGGAUUGAAUUUAAUAGAGUAAAGAAUAUGACUGAAAUCUAUUCUUAGAAUAAAUUAUCAAAAUACGAUGACAUCAAAGACUUUUCGGUUAUGAUGUAAUAAACUAAUUAUUGGAAAUGCUCGAAAGUAAAUUUGGUGUGUUUGGAAUUGAAUCAAUAGUAUUUCCAAAGGAAGAGGAAAAUCCAGUCUAUUUAUAUUGAUGACAAGCAAUACACAUUCAAAUAUAAAUAAUUGGUGACAGUAAUGAAUAACAAUCAAAUAUAAUUGGGGGAUAAUUACUACAAGACCCUAUUAGAUACAGGCAGAGAGAAUGACAUAUUUGAUGAGGACAAAAAGGAUUACAGCGAAUUAAUUAACUCGCAUCCUUAUUCUCCUCAUAAUUAAGAGGAGAGAUAAAAUUAUGGGAUCAGCUCAAACUUAUAAUUUUCCCUUUCAAAAAAAACCAUUGAUGCAUCUCAAUAGAAGAAACUAAAGAAUUCCUUAGGCAAAACCAUAUCAUUUAGAACAAAGGUUGUCAAGAGUGGAAGUGACUAGAGUUCGUCUAUUAAUCAAUUAUAAAAGCAAUAAUUGAAUGAAUAAUAAUUUAUAACUCAACUGUUUGAUGACUUCGAUAAUUAAUAUCACGAGAAAGUUGUUGCACUCUUGUUGUUAUGUGAGAUUGAGAAUAAAUACAACGAAUAAAAAAAAACAAUAGAAACAUAUUGUAAGAACCCAUAAGAUUAUAUUUUAAUUGAGUUCUGCAAUCUCUUAGAAUACAAACUUAAAUGUAGUAUUGAAGCUGAGCGUUAAAUUUAUGACAUAAUUCUCAAAAGUCAACUCAAAAUCAUUGAAAUAUAAGGCAAAUUGAAAUAAUAUAAGAUCCUGAGUGAAAAUAAACAAACAAAAAAUAGAAUCGGAGUCUAUUCAGUACUCCUAAAAGAUCCAGAAGAGUUCAAUGAGGAUGAAGGUGCACUGCUUUAUGUAAAAAUUGAAACUUCUCAAAUGUAUGAAAACACUAACAUGAAUAUCAAUGUGUUAGAAACUAAUUCAACCUUGUAUUAUAUGUUGAAAUAGGGUCAAUAGCCAACUCUGUAUUUUAAGAAGCAACUCAAAAAGAGUGAAGCUAAGUAAUUCCUAUUAAACAAAAUGAACAUCAUGAAUUCAUACACAGCAGACGAAGAUUAGCUUGAAUUGUUGUAUUUACAAUUAGAAUCCUAGGCCGAAUUGCUCAUGAUUAUAGGAACUCAUGCAAAGAUAGAUCAAAGUGCUCUUCUGACCAUUGAUGCAUUCUCUUAAGCUAAUUUAAAUACAUGGUUGGUUUCUGCUGAAAAUCAAUUCGUAGUUCUAAGGUUUUUGUUUGAUGCAAAAUUCAUAGAGAAUGAAAACGAUUUAAAUCAAUUUAAUUGCGGAGAUGAGAGAACCUUGAAAUUCGCUAUUUAGAGUGCCUGUUCAAAUCUGAUUAAAAUAUUUGAAGCACAAGACUUUGAAAAGAAGUACAUUCUCCUGAGUUGUGAAGCCUUGUUAACUAUAAUCAAAGAUGAGUAUCUCUUAAAUCAUUUUGCCAUAAUCGUUUGGUUUAGCAGAGGGUUGGCCUUGUAUGAUAGUAUGGAGAUCUCUAAGGUUAAAUUAUUUAAGAUUGCCAAAAAACUCAAUAUGUAAAUUGGAUACAUCGGCAGUUGUGCUAACACUCAAAGGGUUUAUCAGAUGAGUUAAAUAUCAAUUGACAUCAACCCGAAAUGCUACACUCAAUCCAAACCUUGCUAUUUAGUCAAUUCUUUAAGAUGUGCAGAAUCAAUCCUAAUAAUUCAGUGUAUAAGUUCGUCUUUGCUGGCCUAACAGAUUCUUUACUUUUGGCUUUACGAGAUGAUUCUAUUUGUCUUAAUCAAUCUCAUCAACUAGGGGUAGUUUUUAACUUAAAGUUGUAACGUCCUCCUUCUAUUAAGUCAAACCUUUACAGUGAUGAUUCAGUUGAUAUCUCACAAUAAACGAUUCAAGACUUCAGAUGUCUAUUACAAAGGGUUGAUACCUUAAAGAUGCUUAGUCAAAUCUCUGUUUAACAAGGAUUCAUUAAUUAAAAUAUUCUUUGUUGGAGUGAUUGAUGCAACAAUUGUGAUCAUUCCUUUGUAUGCCACAAAAUACUUAUAUGGAGAUUCCAAUUAUUUGCCAAUAUCCCAAUUUGCUUUUAUAAUUACUCUAGAAUUAAUAGUUAAAAUAUAAUUGUAUUUCUAAAUAUUCUAGCAACAACAUAAACAACUUUUGGGUUUGUUAUUUUUAAGCGUAUUCAUUGUAGCUUUGGUGACAUUCCUAACUAUACCUGAUUAUAGUGAUUAUAAAGUAACUUACUCAGAUUUGUUUUAUAGUCCUGGAUAUAUAAUUAGAAGUUUAAUCUUCGUUUACAUAUUUGCCUUUGUAUUUAAAUUUGCAGUCACUUCUAUACUAUAAUUGUACAAUUUGGAGAUGUUCCAAGAUACUGUGAUAACAGAUGAAUAAAAUUUUAAAUGUAUUGAGUAGACAAAGAAGUAGAGAACCACUAAGCAAAGUUUGCAGUUGUCUAUCUAAUAGAGGAAGAAAUUCAUCAAAUCUAUUUUGGCAGAUAACAAUUAGAUGGACGAUUCAAUCUAUAAGGCCUUGAAUAACAAUAUUAAUAAUGAUGAAUAAAUAGAAUUGAAGAAAAACUUGACCUUCAAUCAAAAGGAAUUUGAAAUUCGAUACCAAGAAUCCAUGAGUCAGAAUUCAAUCUUGUAUAUCAUCUUUGAAGCUACAAUCUUCGUUAAUCUAUUGAUCUAAGUUAACUAUAUUGAAAAGAAUAUAGCAAUCUACAUCUUAUGGGGGGUGUAACUGUUCUACAGUAUUACAAUUUAUAUACUGUAAUACUUGGAAAUCACUCCUCAUAAAAUCUAAUAAAAUUUACAAUUAAUCAGCAUCUUAAGUAGGUUUUUAUUUUAAUUUAUAACAACAUUCUUAUUGGAUUAGGAUUACAUAUUGAAUUAAAUUAUAUUUACGUCAAUAUUUAUGAUAAUCCUGCUGAAUUACUCAAUAAAGCAGAGUUUGAAAUUUAAAGGUACGAUAAUCCUUAUGAGUUUAAUUAGCUUGGGAGUGGUAUUGAAAUUCAUAAUACCUAAAUAUCAAUACUUCCCAUAGAAAUAGAUCAUGUUUGUUUUGGCUUUGAUAAUCAUAUGUAGUUUAUCAAUUGUAAGUGGAUAUUACUUAUGCUAUGUGAAUGAGUAUUUGAGGAGACAAAACUUUCUAUUGCAAGAGCAAUUGGAGAAGGAACAGAAGAAAUUGAAUGACGCUUUGGGAAUAUUGAUGCCCAGAUUUAUUAAGGAGCGAAUGGCUAGAGGAUAUAUAUAAAUAUAGGAAGAUUAAGGGCCAGUCACAAUCCUCUUUUGUGAGAUCUGCGACUUCGAUGACAUUAUUGAAUCUGAGAAAGUGUCAAUCAUAAGUUUUCUGGAUUCUAUUUAUAGGACCUUUGAUACAAUAUGCAAUCAGUAUAACAUCUAAAAGAUCGAGACAGUAGGAUAGAUUUAUGUUUGUGCAUCUGGAUUAAAAGACUAUGAUAUAAUUGAUAAGCAAUCAAAAAACUCAACAUAGAAAAUGAUUGAAUGUGCAAUAGCCAUGAUGGAAUCAACUAAUAAUUUAAAAUAUUAAGAUAAACAGAUAGUUAUAAAGAUUGGGAUUAAUUAUGGGAAUGUGAUGGCUGGAGUCAUUGGCUAACAUAAACCGUAAUUCUCAUUGAUAGGAGACACUGUUAACACAACCAGUAGAGCCUGCACAGUCUGUGAACCAGGAAGGAUUUCGUUGACUGAAACUGCCUAUAUCAGAGUCAGACAAAUGAAGUAUUAAUUUUAAGUUAAGGAAAUCAAUAUCAAAAAUAUCUAUGUGCUCUAUUCACUUGUCAUUAAUAAGAAAAGUACUUUUGCAACAAAGGUUGACAAGUCACCCAUCAUUAAAUUAGUCAGUUCAAUUUAAUUUAAGAAACUUGAUUAAAAUGAUAAGCCUCUCAUCAAUGAUCUUAUGACAAAUGCUGUCAAUCCUGCUGGUUUCUAAUUCGAUAUAGCAAGGAAAUCGUCAAUGUCGAGAAAUAAAUCUGUUUAUUAAUUACCAGUUGAAUAGUUUGGUAAAGUAAUCUAAGAUGUAAUCACAGCAAAUAAGUUAAUAUGUAAUUAUUUAUUAUUGAAUUGUAGAGGAUAUAUCAAAUAGACAGUCACUAGAUUUAAAGAAGUGAAUCCUUAAAUGAUGUCAUCACAUGAUUAAGUUUAAUAGUAAUAACAAUAAUAGCAAUAAUAAUAACAAUAAUAAUAAUAAAAGAAAGAUGAUCCCUUAGGUGAUCAAUUUGGCGAUCUAUUUGAUAAUCUGAAAGUAGCUGAUUCCUAAAAAAACAUUGAUGAUUUAUUGCCAAAGAGCCCCCAGAAUAAUGUUAAAAGCUAGAAAUCCUUAUAAAAUAAUAAUAACAAUCAUCUAUUUGAUUCUACUUUGUAAUAAGAAGAAAAGAUUGAAAUUCCAAAAUUAUAAUAACUUAUUGGUAAUCAAGAGAAGAUUGAAACUGAUAUUAUGUAAGAAUUGAUACGAGUGAAAUGUGACUUUGGUACUAAUCAAGCUAGAAGAGUUUAUUUCAGAUAAUUCAAGUAUAAAGAAAUGAUUCGGAUUUAUAAUCAUAAAUUGUUUAAAGAUACGAUUUAGUAUUGUCUUAUUCUCUUUAUCUAUUUGAUGAUCUUUUAAUUGCCAAUUUUAUUUGCUUUAAUGGAAUAUCAGCAAUAUUUGGGAGUCAAUCUCACUAUCGAAGGAUUGAAGAUUGCAUUCUAUCUAAUGAGCUGUAUAGUUGUUCCUUUCUGUCUAAGAGAUGCCUACAAAUAUAUCUUCUAAAUAAGUAUGAUCAUAGGGUAUUUCAUUUGCAUCUUAUUCACCAUCAUAACAAUCAUUAUUAAUGAUCCAAUCGAAAGAUCAUACAUUACUCUAAUCCUAGCUUAUACUUUAUGUUUGGGAUACUUUUUACGAGCCUUACCUUAUUUCACUUCUCGCCAUAGGAAACUGCUAUUCAUUUUGAAAUAUAUCAAUGUCAUAUUCAUACUAGCUUUUUCUAAUUAGUGGAAUGAAACUAUCAUAUUUAUUCUUACUAUAGAGGUAUUUAUUCUUGUUUAGAGGAAUCAAAAUGAGGAUUUGCUUUAUUAGAAUUAUAAUAUUCAUGAUCAACUCUUGUAACAAUAAUAAGAAUAAAAUAAAAUUAUCAGUCAUCUCUUGCCUUCACAUAUUUUAUAAUAAUAUUUUAAAGAACAAGAUACUCUGCCUGACGUUUUUGAAAAUGCAACCAUCCUCUAUGCUGAUAUAGCUGGCUUUACAAAAUAUUCUACUAGUGUAGAUGCUCAAUAAGUAUUGUAAAUGUUGAGUUCACUUUUUAAUAAAUUUGAUGUGGCUUGCACUGAGAACAAUGUUUAUAAAUUGUAUUCAAUUGGAGAUAGCUAUGUUGUUAUGGGAGUUUUGGAUGCUAAUAAUGGAAUCAGAGAGGAAGAAACUUAUAAUGUCGUCAAUUUGGGAUUUCAAUUGCUAGAUAUUGUUAAUUUACUCAAGAAAAACAUUCAAUACCCUGAUAUCAAUAUGCGGAUUGGAAUACAUACAGGAAAUAUCAUUGGAGGAAUAGUAGGAACAGACAUUGUGAGAUAUGAUAUUUAUGGGUCGGAUGUUGCAUUAGCAAAGAAAAUGGAAUAGAAUUCAUAAAUUGGUAGAAUCAUGGUUUCAGAAGAUACUAUGAAAUUCUUAGAUGCCACUUACACUGGAGAAUUUAGCUAUGUGUUUGCUAAUUAGAUUGAACAUCGUAAUAGGAUUAUUUAGGGCUAUUAUAUAGACAGAGUAUAAAUUGAAGAAUGAAAACUUAUUUUAAUAAUCAUCAUUAUUGGUUUAAUACAACUUUUAUUCUUAAAA
Molecule: messenger RNA, 7095 nt
Organism: Paramecium tetraurelia
Lineage: Eukaryota; Ciliophora; Oligohymenophorea; Peniculida; Parameciidae
Exons: 11
Biological process (GO): cyclic nucleotide biosynthetic process; adenylate cyclase-activating G protein-coupled receptor signaling pathway; intracellular signal transduction
Molecular function (GO): adenylate cyclase activity; protein binding
Source: RefSeq, a predicted model, not a curated record